GGAGCAUCUAUCAUUUUCGUUACGUGUAACAAUAUAAUCUCUUAUUUCUGCAGGUCUCACAUUGACUCAUACUGAUAUGAUUAAUCAUCUAUCGCUCGUCUUGCUGUCUCCCGUCUGUGGCUUCCCGUUAUUCCGGCCCCCUCUUUAGCUCCCAUGAGCUAUCCCGUUUGCCGGUGUAGACAAAAUAAACAUUGAAAAUCCUUAACACCGUUGUAGUAUUUAAUAUGUAGUAUGUUUUCUGCCCUCGCGUUUUCCUAAUUCGUCGUACCUUUAUUCAAACCAGGUUUUGCUUUCAAUUGUAACCUAGGCGAUGUCUUCCUCGGGUCCGACCAGCAUCCCCUCGGAAGUCCUCUUCGAAAUUACUUCAUACCUCGACCCACGAGCACUUAAAUUUCCGCGCACGACCUGUAGAUGGACGGAUGCAUCUCUUUUCGAUUCAUUUGCCCGUCAAAAAUUCCGUAGGAUUCACUUCCUCUGCACCAGAUAUGGCCUUCAAACCCUCGUGGACCUCUCCAAGUCUCGUGUGUCACCUUAUCUCAAACAUCUAGUCAUUUCAACGUGGGUCUAUUACCCUCUCGUAUCUAUCGCUAUAAGAAACCGCCUUGUAAAUCGUGGACUGUACCUCCAAUUGGAUAAGUUCAAGGAAUUCCGCAAUGACCAGGAAUUACUUUAGAGUACGAUGACCUACGGAUGCUCACUGAAGCGUUCUGCAACCUCAGCUUAGAUAAGGUAUCAGUCGGUCCAGACGAUGAUCGCUUCUUCUCCGCUAUUGGGGUGUCAAAGAUCGAAAAGGGAACCUCAGUUUACGUACGACAUAACCAAGUGAGACCCUAUGGCGUCUACCAAUUGACGGGGAAUUGUGUGCGGAAAGUAUUAUUUGCGUUGGUCAAAGCAGGAUCGGGACUGAAGAGAUUGUCUGAGACGAUUGUUGUACCAACUGAGAUCAACCGGUUUUGCCUCAAAGGUCAAUACCUCGAUAGAACGUUCGAUGCGCCGGCAUAUAUUUUGAAUGAAGAGUAUCAUGCUUCCUUGACGGCUGGGUUGCUUGGCUUUCCUAUGCUUAUGGGCUUAUCUGAGCUUGAGCUCAGCCAUGUAAACAUUGCCAACUACGAUUUUCUUCGCAUUAUAGAGAAACUCUCGGUAUCAUUACGAAAACUGAAACUCUGUGCCGUGAAAUGGCUUUUCCGACUCGUCGGCUCAUCUAUGGACCAACUUGUCAACAAAUGGGCCGAAUUCGCUAUACAGUCGGCUCAAGUCGGUAAACAUCUCCAAGAGGUGAAUUUUUGUCACAUACAAGUAGUAAUGAAUGGAGAAGUUCAUUUUAGUCCACAAUGGGGGCCAAGAGAUGGACGAAAUGGAUGGGAUGGAACAUUCUGCUACGCAGGCCCAGACAUGGGUAGGGUUCCAGGGGAACCCGUCACUUUAGGCCAAGGAUAUAUACCGGGCAGCCGGGUUGCCGUAAGUAUAAACCAGCUCUGCCUCUAGACUAUUGCGGAUACAUGGAAGAACUUUUCAUCGUUUUUGAAGUACACGAUUCGAACGCAGAUGAGGAAGACAUGAUCAGAGGUAAGCAGUGUUGCCUUUUUCUCGCCUAGGAAGUCGUAUUUUACAAACUGCUAAUAUUGAUUAUUAUGGCAAUACCGUAGAUUAUGAUGCCCAAAAAGACCAUGAUUUCAAUUUAAUGUAGAGUCCCCCGAGUCAGCGAGAGAAAAUAAGCUAUAUGGUGAUUGGGAGAGUGAAAGGAAAUAAUGCGGAAUUAUGUACUGUAGAGUUGCCAAUGUGGCUGGAUGACGUAAUUCAAAGAGCUACAUACAUGUAGUGGUCUAUGUGGAGAAAGGGAAUUGAAUUCGGACGGGUGGCUCGGAUAGUGUGCUUGGAGUAGUACGAUGGUACAAUGACCGCAUGUGGAAAUCUUGUCGGAAUAAAUGACGGGCCGAUAUGGUUGAUUAAUUGAAAGCAUGUGAUUGGCCGGGAACGAUGAUAGCAAUAGCCGAGGGCAAGCCGGGUCGGGUGGAAAGUGGAAAGAGGAAAGAGGAAAAUGGAAAGUUCAA
This is a messenger RNA of Hypoxylon trugodes, 2051 nucleotides long. RefSeq lists its product as uncharacterized. The record is from RefSeq and is a predicted model, not a curated record. The coding region runs from base 691 to 1485 and encodes 264 amino acids. The transcript is spliced from 2 exons. NCBI's taxonomy places the organism in Eukaryota, Fungi, Ascomycota, Sordariomycetes, Xylariales, Hypoxylaceae.